AUGCAGCGACGUGGUGGAGGCACCCGCAAGGAGCGGCUACUGCGCGCCAAGAUGAAGAAAAAAAUGCAAGAUACGGACACGUCACCUACUGGCAACACGUUUGAGGACAUUCUCCACAUGUCAGAUCUAUCAGAGCAAUCAUUGCUUGAAAACUUACGCAAGCGCUACGAACAUGAUCUCAUUUACACAUAUGUUGGACCUAUUGUCAUUGCAAUUAACCCAUAUAAGCAGUUAGACGUCUACAGUGAGCGUCAUAUGACGGAAUAUUAUGGCAAAGCCAUGGGCUCAUUACCCCCGCAUGUCUUUGCAUUAGCGGAUCAUGCAUAUACACAGCUCAUCCAAGGCGGUGCACUAGAUCCAGCUAAUCAGAGUAUCAUUAUUAGUGGAGAGAGUGGCUCAGGCAAGACAGAAACGACCAAGAUCAUCAUGCAAUACUUGGCUCGUGCUACAAGCUACCGGAAAGGACCUGAGGGUGAAAAUGCAGCCCCUGUACCUCUAGACGGCAUGGCAAGUGCAUUAGGGAAGCUUGAAGAGCGAGUUUUGGAGAGCAAUCCACUACUUGAAUCAUUUGGGAAUGCUAAGACCUUGCGGAAUGAUAAUUCUAGUCGAUUUGGAAAAUUUAUUGAGAUUCAAUUUAACCAUCACGGAAAAAUUGUAGGUGCUCAAAUUCUGAAUUUUCUACUUGAGAAGACACGAAUUGUAUCACAAAGUUUAGGGGAACGCAAUUAUCACAUUUUCUACCAAUUACUUGCGGGUGCGGACAAGACAUUACGAGAACGUCUUCAAUUACAGACUCCGCAUGAAUAUGAUUAUUUACGCAAGAGUGAAUGUUUUCACAUUCAUUCGUGUGAUGAUGUUCAAGAAUUUGCCGUGACGAAACGUUGCUUAGAGACGAUUGGAAUUACGGCAAAGCGUCAAGAGCGAGUGUUUGAACUCUUGGCUGCAGUCUUGCACCUUGGCAACUUGCAGUUUGCGAUGGAAAAUGAUACAUGCGUAACAGUUGAAGAUGACUCGGUUGAUCGAAUGAAACUUGUGGCAUUGCUGCUUCAAGUAAGUGAAGACGCCUUAUCGAAGGCCCUUGUGACGCGUCAACUUUACGUCGGUGGCAAGGUGAUUGUCCAACAGCAAAAUUUCGAGCAAGUACGUGACAAACGUGACGCAUUGGCUAAAGGAAUUUACUCUUCGCUUUUUUUAUGGCUUGUGUCUGAGCUUAAUCGUACGAUUUCACGGACGCAAGACAAGUGGGGAUUUAUUGGAGUGUUGGACAUUUAUGGCUUUGAAAAGUUUGAGUGGAACACUUUUGAGCAGUUAUGUAUUAAUUAUGCUAAUGAAAAGCUCCAGCGACAUUUUAAUCAGCAUAUGUUAGAGGUGGAACAAAAUGAUUACGCAAAAGAAGGAAUUGACUGGAAACACAUUGACUUUGAUGACAAUCAAGAAUGUUUAGAUCUUAUUGAAAGUAAAGUGAAUGGGAAACCAGGAAUUUUUAUCUCGCUGGAUGAUAAUUGGCGAUUGAAAGGCGAGGAAGCAAAUAAAAAGUUUGUAUCGAAUUUACACAAUUCGUUUGGGCGCGCUACGAGCGGUCAAGCGACGAGUAAGAACAAGUUUUAUGUGCAUCCAAAGAUGGAUGCGGACUUGCAUUUUGGAAUUAAGCAUUAUGCUGGUGAAGUCAUUUACGAUGCUAGUGGGUUUAAUGAUAAGAACAAUGAGAUGAUGAAUGACGACAUGAAAGAGCUCAUCCGGCAAUCUAAGAGCGACUGGCUACGUGAAAUCUUUGAUUUAAACAUGCGAUCGAUCGAGGCUAUUCCAGGUAACAAGCAAGUGCAGCACACGAUUUCGCGUCGUCCAACAGAGGUUAAAAAGAAUGCACUUGGCAAUAAAUCGCGCAACAUUCGAGAAGUCUCGGUCAGUGCACAAUUUCGAUACCAACUGCAGGAAUUAAUGAACAAAAUUUCGUUGGCGAAUCCUCGCUAUGUGCGCUGUAUCAAGCCAAAUGAGGUUAAGCGUCCGAGUGAGCUGAAUGAUGCUGACUGUGCGCGCCAAUUAAAGUACUCUGGAAUGAUGGAAGCAAUUCAAAUUCGUCAGCGAGGUUUUGCUAUGAGGGAAGAUCACGACGUAUUCUUUUACGAUUAUCAGUCCUUAGCACCGGAUGCAGAAAAUAUUAAGGAGCUGGUUCUGGAAAUUUCGUCUAUCUUAGGAGCUGGCAAGGAAGAGUGGCAACUGGGAAAGACCAAAGUUUUUCUAAAAAGAGAUAUGGCAUUCAAGCUACGGAGGCUCGAAAUGUUACGUGGCAAAUCAGCCGCACGUACUAUACAAAAAUGGGUGCGCAACAUGGCGAGAAUAGAAGCAGUGGUGAAGAUUCAAACGAAAGUCCGGCAAUGUAUGGCUAAGAAAAAACUUAAGCGAUUACGUCAAUGCGCGUACCGUGUCAUGUAUAUUCUACGCAUGCGUGUGGCCAUGGCUAAGUAUCAGCGAAUGCGAGCAGAGCAUCGUAUCCACAACGAAAAGGCGGUCAUUGUUCAGAAAAUUACGCGAGGAUAUUUAAUACGUAAACGUGACUUGUUGCACCCUUGUGACGAACUGGGUCCAAAAGAACUGGAUGUCAAAAUUACUGAAAUAGAAAAAGCUAUUGAAGAUGCGGCAAUGAGCAAACAAUUCGAGUUGUGCGCAAAUUUGCAGCUUGAGCUAGAAAAGUUAGUUGAGGCUCGUAAGAAGGUGCGUACUGCCAAAGAAAUUGAUGCUGAAAUCAAGAAGCUGAAUGAAGAUAUGGAGGCGGCGGCAGUAAGCAAGCAGUUCGGCCGAUGUGCUGAGAUUCAAAAGCAGCUUGAAGUGCUCGAUGAAGCCCGCAAACAUGUUAAGGAGGACCUGAAUGAUUUAGAACCUGCAGAGUUGGAUGAACGUAUUCAGGCGAUGGAAAUCACAAUUGCUGAGGCAAUGGCUGCUCGGGAUUUCAGCAAGUGUGGAGACCUUCAGGCUAAUUUAGAUGCGCUCGUGUCUGCACGCAAAAAGAAGCAGACACCGGCGGAAUUGGAUGCGGAAAUUGACAAGCUGAACGAGGAGCUGGACUCUUUGAUGAAGAAAAAGAAGUUUGACAAGUGUGCACAGCUUCAAAGUGAUAUUGACAUAUUGAAGAGGAAGCGCGCAAGGUUUCCUGCUUCUGUUAAUUCUCCAACCUCUCCGAAAAAGGUCGAAGUGCCCGCAGAGCCGGUGCCCCCACCUUCUCCGAAAAAAAAAGCGUCACCUCCUAUAGAGCUUGAGCCAGUGCCUGCUACUCCUACACCCCCAUCGAAUGUGGAUAGGAGUGGUAUACUCUUGAAAAGCGAGCCUGCUGUUCUAGCGCCAAAUUCUUCUCCUGCGGCGCUACCCGGGAACAAACGUCCUGUUCCCGAGGUUUCUGCGCCAAUCCUGGCACCAACUCCUGAGAUUUCUGUGCCAAACCCGGUGCCAGCUCCUGUCUCAGUCUCCGCGCCAGCUCCGUUGGCUGCUAUGUCAGUCUCCACGCCAGCUCCGUUGGCUACUGUGUCAGUCUCCACGCCAGCUCCGUUGGCUGCUGUGUCAGUCUCCACGCCAGCUCCGUUGGCUGCUGUGUCAGUUUCCAUGCCAGCUUCAGUAAUUCCAGAGUUAGCUCCAAUACCAGCUCUGGUGGCUCCACCAGUAAUUUUGCCGCCAGUACAGCCGUCAGGAAACGCUUCUUCCCGCUCUCCUCCGACAACUGACUACAGUCCCACCCAAGAGAUUUCUGUCGCCCCAAAUCAGACACCCAGGCGCCCUCCCACAAUUUAUAAUGGUCCCAUCCCAACUAUACGACGCAAUGAGUCGCAUACGAUGACUCCGAUUAUACCUCCAAUCAAGCCUUCGACUUUUGAGCGUCGUGCACGUUCCAAUUCAAACAGUUCGACCACUUCUGGUCAAUCGUUUGCAAAGUCGCACUCGUCCAUGAUGUCGACAUCUUCAAAGACCAGGAAAUCAGCAGCAUCGACAGCUGAUCCAUCCCGUACAGUGGCGCGCCUUCGCCCAGCUAAGCCCAUUACAGUGAACGAAGAGUCGAGCGUCUUGGAGGCCGCGCGAUUGAUGAAGUCGCAUCGUGCGUCUGCUGUUUUAGUGACUAACUAUGAAGGAGCAUUGAGUGGUAUAUUUUCUGAUACGGACGUUGCUCGCCGUGUCAUUUCAAAGAAUUUAGACCCCGCUCGAAUCACAAUUGGAUCUGUAAUGACUCCGAAGCCCAGCUGUGUAAGUCUUGACGAUAGUGCAGUGGAUGCCAUGGACAUGAUGCUGAGUGGUAAGUUUCGUCAUUUACCAGUCGUGAGUGCUCAAAACGGCAACAUUGUUGGCAUGUUAAAUGUCGCCAAGUGUUUACACGAUGCCAUUCGUCGAGUUGAAAAUUUGUCGACAGCAUUGCAGCAAGAAUUAGGCGCGAAGAGCGACAAUGCGAUGCUUCGGGGGAUGUUAGAGAAAAUGCUGUCCCCUACGUUGCUUGACGUUGUAUCAAAGCCCACAGAAGUGAUGCCGCCGCUCGUGUACGGUAACAUGACAGUUUAUGAAGCCACGACAUACAUGGCAGAAACAAAGCGACCGGCGCUUGUCGUGUCCUCAAACCCGGAAUCACAGGAUCUGAUUGGCAUCUUCACCCCGAAAGACGUACUACAUCGUGUUGUAGCCGAAGCGCUUGACGUCAAUAUGACAUGUGUCAGUGACGUCAUGACACCCAAUCCAGAGUAUGCAGUCCCAGAAACAUCCGUGCUAGAUGCAUUCCAUAUCAUGCACGACGGCAAAUUCCUAAAUUUACCUGUCGUAGCCUCUGACUCUGGAGAGAUCUUGGGCGUAGCUGAUGUGCUGUCCAUCAGUUUGGCUUCGUUUGGCGAAUCGCGCGAGAUAGGAAAUCUAUUUAACGCUGCCCUCGAUUAUCACGAUGACGAGACAAAUUCGAUGGUGUCAGGUAGAUCGACGUCAACCAUGUCGGUUGCUAGCAAAGUGCGGCAACAAAAGGACCGCGAUAAAGGCGUCAAUGUUCGUCCCGUUUCGAGUUUGCGUCCCCUUCCUGCGAUUACAAUCGACGAGGUUGCUUCUGUGUUUGAAGCAGCAUUAUUGAUGAAACAAAAGCGCACGGACGCGCUACUUGUCGUGGAUGAAGCUGGAGGCUUGAGUGGAAUCCUGACCGACACGGACAUUUGUCGUCGUGUACAGGCACUCAGCUUGAUUCCUGAGGAAGUGCCCGUUUGCAAUGUUAUGACUAGAGAUAUCAAGUACGUGUCUCCUAAUGACAGCGCAAUUGACGCGUUACUUUCGAUGCAAGAAGGACACUUUCGUCACCUACCAGUGGUUGACAAUGGUUCGAUCGCCGGCAUUUUGAACAUUGGCAAGUGUAUUUACGACGUGUCAAAGCGUCUCGAGUAUGCGAUGCAGUCGACGGAUCAGCUCAAGGCGUCGAUCGAGAAAAGCGGCAAGUCGUCAACGCUGCAGCAGCUGCUAGCUCCGAUGUUAGAAAAACUUUCGAAACCAACGCUGACAUCAAUUCUUAGUAGUGAAGCCCAAAGCAAUUCAACGCCAGCGCCGCGUCUACCCAUGUCAUCUCUCGUGAGUGAUGUAGUUAAAGCUAUGGCCACGACGAAGAAAGCUGCACUGAUCGUCGACAAUUUUAAUCCUAACAAACUUGUCGGGAUCUUUUCUCCGAAUGAAUUGGUGCUAAACGUCAUUGCUAAAGGACAUAAAGCUUCGGCGACGCACGUAGAAGAUGUGAUGAUGAACGACCCCGAGAUUGCUUUUCCAUCGACUUCGGUACUCGAUGGAUUGCACAUUAUGCACGAUUCGCGCAUUUUGAACCUGCCUGUACUUAAGGAUACAUCGAACGAACUGGUGGGAAUGGUUGAUGUGCUAGAUCUGAGUUACGGAACGAUUGAUGCCAUAUAUGGGGAAAAUCGUGAGCAAAUGCAAGAGUUCUGGAACACGACGCUGCAGCUAGACCAACCAUCGCAGCCAUCAGAGACUGACAAUCGUGAGCGAACAACGCUCCUGUCGCGGGCAGAACGAGAGGAAAGGAGUCGCACCGUUGCACAGCUGCGGCCAUCUAAGGUGUUGACGGUCUUGGAGACGACAACACUUGCCGAGCUGUCACGGACAAUGGGGCGCAACAAGAUGGACUGCGUCUUGGUUGUGUCGAAUGAAGGCAUGCUCAGCGGAAUAAUCACUGACACGGACCUGACGCGCCGCGUCGUAUCUGAGAAUAGACCAUUAAAUACAACAUUAGUAGGCGAUGUUAUGACGCGCGACCCUGUAUUUGUAUCCAUGGAUGAUCCGGCGAUUGAAGCACUGAUCUCCAUGCUUCAAGGCAAAUUUCGUCAUUUGCCGGUCGUCGAGCGCAACGGCCCUGUCGUAGGUAUCUUGAGCAUUGCAAAGUGUUUGUAUGAUGCUAUUCGUAAGAUGGAAAAGUCGGAACAAUCGUCGGCUGCUCUGCGCCAAACGCUGAAGAAGGAGAUGAAUAUUCGUGCGAAUGGCAAUGCACGUGCUGAUGGCGUCUCGCAGCUUCUCGGAUCGAUGGUAAAUAAAAUGUUUUCACCCGACAUUCAGACUGUUAUCAAUGAAGAAGGCGUCGAACCGCCUCAUGUUCAGCAGUAUACGUCUGUUUUUGAGGUGGCCAAGCAGAUGGCAAGCACUAAAAAAGGUGCACUAGUCGUAAACAAUCGUGGACAGUAUUGUGGUAUUUUUACGCCAAAAGAAAUGCUCGAGAAAGUGCUAGCACGUGGUCUGCCCGUCCACACGACACCAGUAUGCGAAGUAAUGCUUGACAAAGAUGUGAGGAUAACGGGAGCGACGUCAGUGAUUGACGCAAUGCACAUCAUGCACGAUCAAAAGACGCUGUACCUAGCUGUGAUGCAAACUGAGACAAGCAAGCAGCCCACUGGUCUUAUUGAUGUAUUAUCGUUAAGCUAUGGAUCAUUUGCAAAAGGCAAGCCAAGUGAAUGGAAAUCAUUUUGGAAUGCGUCAUUUGAGGCCGCUGAAGACGACGACGCGUCGUCACAGCACAGUUUCCGUAGUGGAUUCUCUCACAGCGUUGCACCAAGCAGCAGUGGCUUGAGUCAAAAGGGCCGUCAAGCGAAUUUGGCGACGGGAGAUGUGCGUCCAGUGUCAAAGCUGCGUCCUUCCAAAGCAAUCACGAUCUCCGAGACCUUCACAGUUGCAGAUGCUGCUCAGAAGAUGAGUAUCACGCAGACAGAUGCGGCUCUAGUUAUCGGACGUGAUGGUGCACUGCUCGGAAUCUUAACGGAUACCGAUGUAACCCGGCGUGUGGUGGCGCUGGGAAAUGAUCCAUUUUACGUCAGUGUGAUGGAUGCAAUGACUCCAAACCCGAAAUUUGUUGACGAACGCGACAGCGCAAUGGAUGCCAUGUUUAUGAUGCUGGAAGGAAAAUUUCGUCAUCUGCCGGUCGUGGACGCAACGGGAAUGGUAUCCGGUAUGCUUCGAAUCCAGAAAUGCCUGUAUGACGCCAUUACUCGCAUCGAAAAGGUGCAACAGUCGUCUAGUGGCUCGCUUCGACAGCGCCUGGAGAAACAGUUACACGUCACUGGUAUCGGCAAUGGCCAGGGAGCUUUAAAGCAGCUUGUUGGCCCGAUGGUGGAGAAGCUGCUAUCACCAACGGUGGACACCAUUCUUGAAGAUGAGACACUGCCGCCGCUCGUAAGUGAACAUGAUACAGUGAUGGAAGUGGCGCGUCAGAUGGCUGCGUCUCGUAAAGCUGCACUGAUUGUAGAGGAUCCAAUUAAUGACUCGAGUUCGUCAGUGAGUGGCGGUCGUCGAUCGUCGUUUAGUGGGGGAGGCUAUGACAUCGGAACAUCUGCGCUGACUAGAAAAGUUUUAGGAGUCUUUACGCCCAAGGAUCUGCUACUACGUGUGACUGGCGCAGGUCUUGACGCCGCUGAAACGACUGUGGGCCAGGUGAUGACACCAAACCCUGAAACGGCUCCACCUAACACGAAACUUGUUGAAGCGCUGCAUAUAAUGUACGAGCAGAACUUUUUGCACUUGCCGGUUGUCAAUCAAGAAACGGCCACGAUUGUAGGCAUGCUGGAUGUCCUGUCGCUAUGUUACGGCACAUUUGCGAGCGGCGCUGCAGCCAUAGACGAGGACUCGGACUGGCGCGCGUUCUGGGACGUCUCACUGGCGCUUGGUCAUGACGAAGAUGACUUUAGUGAGCUGGCCAGCUUGACUGGCUCGCGCGUGUCUCGCCGCCGACCAGGCAAGUAUACGGAGAGUCACCACUCGUCCAUGAUUGAUCGCGAUAAUCCUGAACCGGAGGGUGCAAUGCGUCCCGUCUCGAUGCUUCGCCCACAGCAAGUCACGCGUAUCAACGAAUUUAUCACGGUAGCUGAAGCAGCCAAGCGUAUGCGGCAAGCACGCGUCGAGGCAGUGGUGGUUACGACCGAAGAAGGUGAAUUGCGUGGAAUUUUGACGGACACGGACAUUGUGCGGCGCGUGCUAGCUGAAGAGCUGGAUCCAGAGAGCUGUUCCGUCGCUUCUGUGAUGACGAAGAAACCCAUGUGCGUGUACAUGGAAGAUCAGGCCAUCGAAGCCAUCACAAAGAUGCUGGAAGGUCGAUUUAAGCAUUUGCCGGUUCUCGGCUCGGACGGCACUCCUCAAGGCAUGCUGGAUAUCUCCAAGUGUCUAUACGACGCCAUAGCGUGUAUGGAAAAGGUGCAGCAGUCCACUGAAGCAGCGGCGUCACAAUUCUCACGAGAUCUUGAAACAGGCUCGAAUCUGAAGCGAUUACUGGGUCCAAUGAUGGAAAAAAUGGUACGACCGACAGUAGGAGACGCACUGGACGGCGAGCUAAUGCCGCCAGUGAUUACCAUUCAUACGACUGCAGCACGUGCAGCGAAGCUGAUGGCAAAUACAAAGAAAGCGGCGAUAGUCUUGGGUGACGAGCAAGAAUUGUGCGGUAUGGUGACAACGAAAGAUUUGCUCCGUAAAUUGGUAGCCAAGGGCUUGUACGCUGAUACCACGACGGUUGAAGAAGUGAUGACAGUAGAUCCAGAUCUAAUGGGCCCGAACAUGAGCAUUGUAGAUGGUUUACGUGCAUUGCACGGUGCAGGUCAACUUUUUAUGCCCGUAUUGGCCGACGAUGGUGAGAUUCUGGGCAUGGCAGACGUCAUUUGCUUGAGCUAUGGUCAAUUUCAGACGACAUCUGGUGGCACUUCUAACGGUGACUGGAGAAAGUUCUGGCAGACAGCAAUGAAUCUUCAGGAAGAAGUGGCUGGCGGUGCAUUUGGCGAAGUAAAUGACGAUGUACGAUCUAUUGGUACGAUCGAAGAAUUCGAGCGUGACGAGUUCAAUGGUAAUGGCAGCGUGUCAACUCCGACGGCAAGUGCUGUGGGUCUUGGUGCUGGUCGGUAUUCCAACUCGCUCGGUGCAUACGCAGAACUCGGUGAGAGUGUGUCUGUUGUGAGUGGCGCAAAUACAGCCGCGACUAGCAAUUUAAUGCAGAAAACUAUGGACGAAAACAUGUUUGUAUUUAAAGUGAGCGAUGGUUCUCAAGGUCAUUUCCAUCGCAUCAUGUGUCGCUUUACCUCAAUGGGUCCGCUAUUAGAACAAAUUCGAUUUAAAAUGGGAAUGGACGACAAUGAAGCCCUGCGUCUUAAAUAUGAAGAUGAUGAAGGAGAUUUGGCAGUUUUGACAUCAGACGAGAGUCUUGUGGAAGCCGUGCACAUGGCCCAGCGUGCGGGUUGGAAGCGUCUGGUCCUCGUCGUUGAUGUGGUCAAUCGUUCUCAUGAUGGUAAUGGCAGUGUCGUGUCUAUGGCUAAUUCGAGUGCAAGCAAUACUGCAAGUAGCGUGAAUGUUGGUGGAGCCAAGGCGCGUAGUCAAAUUCUUACGAAAGUGGAUGAAAUGUCGUCAGAUAGUAGUGACGAAAGUAGUGACGAAGAAAUUGUAAGGAAGAAAAGCAAAAAAUCCCGUCGCAAACGUGAGCAAAAGAACCCAACGGGUUUAAUAGCAGGAGGCGCAACUUUAGUUGUGGGUCUUGGAGCUCUAGCUCUUAUGUUUAUGCGACGGAAGUAA
This is a messenger RNA of Plasmopara halstedii, 10041 nucleotides long. Its product is annotated as myosin 29. The coding region runs from base 1 to 10041 and encodes 3346 amino acids. The record is from RefSeq and is a predicted model, not a curated record. The transcript has a single exon. Gene Ontology annotation, cellular component: myosin complex. Gene Ontology annotation, molecular function: ATP binding; protein binding; cytoskeletal motor activity. Lineage: Eukaryota; Oomycota; Peronosporomycetes; Peronosporales; Peronosporaceae.